CCCCUGCACUACACAGUCAUCAUGCACCCCUGGCUUUGUGUGGUGCUGGUUCUGGUGUCCUGGAUCGUGAGUGUCUUGUAUUCCUUGUUACAGAGCUUAAUGUUGUUACGGCUGUCCUUCCGUACACAUACCCAAAUCCCCCACUUUUUCUGUGAAUUUAAUCAGGUGAUCCACCUUGCCUGUUCUGACACCUUUAUUAAUGAUAUUUUCAUGUAUUUGGGAGCCAUAUUCCUGGCUGGUGGUCCCUUCACUGGGAUCGUUUACUCUUACUGUAAGAUAGUUUCCUCCAUACGUAAAAUCUCAUCAGCUCAGGGGAAAUACAAAGCGUUUUCCACCUGUGCCUCUCACCUCUCCGUUGUCUUCUUAUUUUAUUGUACAGUCUUAGGUGUAUACCUUAGUUCUGCUGCGACCCACAGCCCACACUCAAGUGCAGCAGCCUCGGUGAUGUACAAUGUGGUCACCCCCAUACAGGGUUUCAGUCUCCAUCAUCAACUGUCCUGGGAGGAAUUCAAGUCUCCACACACUGUCCUUUCUUCCAGAAAACUCAUCGAGGUGAGUGUAAAGGCCCAGAAGUUACUGCAGGAAAAGGACAGAGAGAAUGGAUACCAUGAAUAUCUCCCGGAGGUCACCUGA
Molecule: messenger RNA, 633 nt
Organism: Tupaia belangeri chinensis (Chinese tree shrew)
Lineage: Eukaryota; Metazoa; Chordata; Mammalia; Scandentia; Tupaiidae
Product: olfactory receptor 7A10-like
Exons: 2
Biological process (GO): G protein-coupled receptor signaling pathway
Cellular component (GO): membrane
Molecular function (GO): olfactory receptor activity
Source: RefSeq, a predicted model, not a curated record